This is a messenger RNA of Tripterygium wilfordii, 1976 nucleotides long. Its product is annotated as beta-hexosaminidase 3-like. Gene Ontology annotation, biological process: glycosaminoglycan metabolic process; carbohydrate metabolic process. The record is from RefSeq and is a predicted model, not a curated record. The transcript has 14 exons. NCBI's taxonomy places the organism in Eukaryota, Viridiplantae, Streptophyta, Magnoliopsida, Celastrales, Celastraceae. Gene Ontology annotation, cellular component: membrane. Bases 192 to 1778 code for a protein of 528 amino acids. Gene Ontology annotation, molecular function: beta-N-acetylhexosaminidase activity.
CAAUCGUCGGCUCGGUUGGAAACAACUCACCCACCCCACCUUCCGCCAUUUUAUUAAAAAUUUCCAUAAUUACUUGCUUGAUUAGGACUGGUAAGAGAGACAUCCGUUGCAUAUACAGGCACAGAUGCAUUCCUCUGUGUACUUAGAAGUGGUGGUGGUGGUGUUGUAGCCUGUGGGUGGGAAGAGAUAAAAUGCAGAGGUGGUGGUUUGUGGUGGUCGUGGUGGCGGCGUCAGUGUUGGCUGAUGCGUCUGCUGAAUUGAAUAUAUGGCCAAUGCCAGAGUCAGUGAGCCAUGGGAAUGGGAAUGGGAAGCAGCAGAGCGUUCAUAUGAGCAAGAAUUUUGAAUUGACAACAGAUGAUGGUAGCAAGUAUAGUGAUCAAACUGGGAUUCUCAAAGAUGGGUUCUCUCGGUUUCUUGAUGUUGUGAAUAUGGCUCAUGUCGUUAACUCCAGUUUUGCUCCUUCUUCCGCCUUGCUCAAGGGAAUUCGUGUUCUCAUCUCCUCCCCAUCUGAUGAGCUACAAUAUGGGGUCGAUGAGUCAUACAAGUUAUCAGUCCCUGCUCUUGGAGAACAGCCUUAUGCACAACUUGAGGCGCAAACAGUUUAUGGGGCUCUACAUGGGCUUCAGACAUUCAGCCAGAUAUGUCAUUUUAACUUUACAACCAGAGUGAUUGAAGUUCAUAGCAUUCCAUGGACAAUAAUUGAUCAGCCAAGGUUCUCUUACCGAGGUCUAUUGAUUGAUACAUCUCGACAUUAUCUUCCCAUCCCAGUGAUAGAGAAAUUAAUUGAUUCAAUGGCCUAUGCAAAAUUGAAUGUUUUGCACUGGCACAUAGUAGAUUCACAAUCUUUCCCCUUGGAGAUACCUUCAUAUCCAAAACUGUGGGAUGGUGCUUAUUCAAUUUCGGAGCGGUAUACCAUGGCUGAUGCUGCUGAAAUAGUGAGUUACGCACAGAGAAGAGGAAUUAGUGUGAUGGCUGAAAUUGAUGUUCCAGGCCAUGCUCGCUCAUGGGGUGUUGGUUAUCCUUUUCUAUGGCCUUCAAAGGACUGCCAGGAGCCACUUGAUGUCAGCAAUGAGUUCACAUUUAAAUUGAUAGAUGGAAUUCUAUCAGAUUUUAGUAAGGUCUUUAAAUUUAAAUUUGUUCACUUGGGAGGUGAUGAAGUUAACACAAGCUGCUGGUCAUUCACUCCCCACAUAAGCAAAUGGUUAAAGAAGCACGGUAUGGUUGAAUCUGAAGCUUGUCAAUAUUUUGUCUUGCGGGCACAGAACAUAGCUCUUUCCCAUGGAUACGAAAUUGUGAACUGGGAAGAGACAUUCAACAACUUUGGCAACAAAUUGAGCAGAAAAACUGUCGUGCACAACUGGCUUGGUGGUGGUGUUGCUGAGCGAGUGGUUGCAGCUGGGUUACGGUGCAUUGUAAGCAACCAGGAUGUGUGGUAUUUGGACCACUUGGAUACCCCGUGGCAGAAAUUUUAUUCAAAUGAGCCACUCGUGAACAUCACAAACCCCAAGCAACAAAAAUUAGUAAUUGGGGGCGAGGUGUGCAUGUGGGGUGAACGUAUAGAUGGGUCAGAUAUUGAACAGACUAUAUGGCCACGUGCUGCAGCGGCUGCAGAGCGGCUUUGGACACCUUAUGACAAGCUGGCUAAAGAUCCAAGGAAAGUUACUGGACGACUGGCACACUUCAGGUGUUUGCUGAAUCAAAGAGGGGUUGCAGCUGCUCCAUUAGCCGGACCAGGUCGAGCAGUGCCUGCAGAGCCAGGUUCUUGCUAUGUGCAAUAACUAGUCGACCAGCAUAUUUUUAAUUGAGAUGUAGCUGGUGGUUCAAUGCCCCGUAUCUUUUUUCUGUUCUUAAUUAUGAGUACAGGUGAUAAAAACAGGCAGUUUCAGGUCAGGUCUCAAGUGUCUAUCAUAGCCUUUCUCCUGUAACUCUUUAAAGGAUAUCCCUUUAUUAUUGAAGAAUUUGCUUUCUUCCUUUUG